GUCGGCCGGAGUCAGAGCUCGGCCCCGCCGAAGGGCUGACAAUCCCACGGACUUCGGAUCUCAAACCUCGCGCCCCCGCAUGACAGCGCCUCUUCUGUCCCCUGCCAGGGAUCUGUGGGCUCCUGCGGCCGAUACGCACGAGGGCCACAUCACCAGCGACAUGCAGCUUUCUACCUACUUAGACCCCGCCCUGGAACUGGGCCCCCGAAAUGUGCUGCUCUUCCUGCAGGACCAGCUCAGCAUCGAGGACUUCACAGCGUAUGGCGGUGUGUUUGGAAAUAAGCAGGACAGUGCUUUUUCGAACCUGGAGAAUGCCCUGGACCUGGCCCCCUCCUCACUGGUGCUGCCUGCAGUCGACUGGUAUGCAGUCAGCACCCUGACCACCUACCUGCAGGAGAAGCUGGGUGCCAGCCCCCUGCACGUGGACCUGGCCACCCUGCGGGAGCUGAAACUCAAUGCCAGCUUCCCUGCCCUGCUGCUCAUCCGCCUGCCCUACACAGCCAGCUCUGGUCUGAUGGCACCCAGGGAGGUCCUCACAGGCAACGAUGAGGUGAUUGGGCAGGUGCUGAGCACCCUCAAGUCCGAAGACAUCCCCUACACAGCUGCACUUACAGCGGUCCGCCCCUCCCGGGUGGCUCGAGACAUAGCCAUGAUAGCUGGGGGGCUAGGUCGCCAGCUGCUCCAAAAACAGGUGCCGUUACCUGUGACCCAUCCCCCUGUGAGCUACAACGACACUGCCCCUCGGAUCCUGUUCUGGGCCCAGACUUUCUCUGUGGAGUACAGAGGGCACUUGGAAGACCUGACCUCCCGCACCUUCCAGUCACAGGAGCUCAACCUCACGGGCUCCUUCUGGAAUGACUCCCUGGCCAGACUCUCGCUGACCUACAACGGGCUCUUUGAUGCCAUGGUGACCUUCAGGUUCAUCCUGGCAAACCACUUCUACCCGGUGUCUGCCCGCAACUGGUUCACCAUGGAGCGCCUGGAGAUUCACAGCAAUGGCUCCAUCGUCACCUUCAACACUUCCCAGGUCACUGGGCCCAGCAUCUACUCCUUCCACUGCGAGUAUGUGAGCAGCAACAGCAACAUGGGCAACCUUCUGGUGCCCCGCACACAGCCCUCCCUGUGGCACAUCACUCUCCAGCACUUCCAGAUCCAGGCCUUCAAUGUGACAGGUGAUCAGUUCUCCUAUGCCAGCGACUGUGCGGGCUUCUUCUCCCCGGGCAUUUGGAUGGGGCUGCUCACGUCCCUCUUCAUGCUUUUCAUCUUCACCUAUGGGCUGCACAUGAUCCUCAGCCUCAAGACCAUGGAUCGCUUUGACGACCACAAGGGCCCUGCCAUCGCUUUGACCCAGAUUGUGUGACCCGUGCCAGUGAAGGGUUGAGGGCUUGGCAGUGUGUCCCACGCUGUGGCACAGCGGACGGACGGAAGGGUUUCCCCUCUCUCCCAUAGCAUGAACCGCACGCUCCUCUCAGCCUGCCCUCUCCCCCUUCAGCCGCUGCAGGCUUCCCGAGGCUGUCCCCAUCCCUGCCAACAAGGUGUACAUAUUCUUCAUAGGCAGAUCACUCCCUGGCUCAGUCAUCCUGAGAGGAGAGGACGUUAGUUCUAGGGUCCCCUUUCUACCUGUUAUUUAUUCUCAUCUCUCCGCCAUCCACCCUCUUUCUUCAUCGUGCUUUUGUGUGCAAAUGCCCCUCCCCAGGCUCUCUGGGGCUCCCUGGAGCAGCCAUGAGCUUGGGGUCCCUCAAAUGUGUGGGAGGGUGGAAGUACUACUUACCCUUCCUACUCAGCUGCUGUUUGGUUGUGUGCUAAUGAUAGUCAGUACAUGGGUUUGUUUCUGUGGCCUAAGAGGGAAGGGACCGACUUUCAUAACAGGUGGGCCGGGCGUGAUCACUGGGUUUCUGGCAUGUUCUCACCAGGAACGCCUGGUAGGAGUCUGGGGCGCUCUGUUGUUUCCUUCAAAAUAAAAUAACCAAGGGUCGCCAUG
Fukomys damarensis (Damara mole-rat) is the source of this 1981-nucleotide messenger RNA. It is a transcript of the gene Atp6ap1, whose product is annotated as ATPase H+ transporting accessory protein 1. Bases 80 to 1360 code for a protein of 426 amino acids. Gene Ontology annotation, cellular component: proton-transporting V-type ATPase complex. The transcript has 9 exons. Lineage: Eukaryota; Metazoa; Chordata; Mammalia; Rodentia; Bathyergidae. The record is from RefSeq and is a predicted model, not a curated record.